Messenger RNA from Culex quinquefasciatus (southern house mosquito), 3702 nucleotides. RefSeq lists its product as uncharacterized. Lineage: Eukaryota; Metazoa; Arthropoda; Insecta; Diptera; Culicidae. Gene Ontology annotation, cellular component: membrane; extracellular region. Gene Ontology annotation, biological process: proteolysis. Gene Ontology annotation, molecular function: chitin binding; serine-type endopeptidase activity; protein binding. The record is from RefSeq and is a predicted model, not a curated record.
GAGAAACCAUCCUUAUCACUGUGCUUUGCGAAUUCAAUCCGAACGGACGUGUUUUCGGGCAUCUUCUGGAUUCUGGUAGUGAUACAACAUCAAGCGCAGAUAGUGUGUGAACCUUGGAACUUUCAGUACUGCGUUCAGUACAAACACGUGCGUUUUUCCACGUGCCCAAACGGAUAACAUGCAGAUCCACGUGCGUGGCCUGCGUUGGCUGUUGGUGGCGUUGGCCCUGAUCGUCCACGAAUCGUGUGGUAUCUACGACCCCCGCACUAAUGGCGGUCCCAGUUUCAACAUGAUGCCCCAGGUCCACGGGGACUACAGCAAGGUGCACACUCACAAGGCACGCUCGUACGAGCCCAACUACGCCCGCAGUGACCACGGCUACCAGCAGCAGCAGCAGCAGCAGCAACCUUUCCGAUAUGUACCACCAACCGUCCCCACUACAACCGCCAGGGUUGAAGUACCACCCCAGAAGGCCGCCUAUCGAGACCUUCAGGCAGCACCUUCGUACGACGGCUAUGGCAACGAGAACGCCAUUCUGAGUGCGACCAACUCAAAGCUGAGACCUACUGCCGGUGAGGUUCCGACGAACUUUACGGGAUUGGAGUGUCCUCCUUCGGCUUCAGGUCACUUUGUCUACAUCAUGGACUGUAGACAGUUCCUGAACUGCUGGAAAGGUCGUGGGUAUAUUCAGAGCUGUGCACCGGGAACGUUAUUCAACUCGGAAACCAACGAGUGCGAUCAUCCGACGAAGGUGCACUGCUUGACGUCGAACACGAUGGAGGGUUAUCAGCGGUUGGCACGGUUGAGGAAGCCCAAGGAUCCGGUCAAGUCGGCUCCGCUUACGCAGGGUGGCCAGGAUGAUUUCUAUGGUGGGACGGAGUUGGUGGUGAGGUGUCCGCCGGAUGUGAUUGGCUUGCGGGAGCAUCCAACGGAUUGCAGGAAGUUUUUGAACUGUAACAACGGUGCGACUGUGGUUCAGGACUGUGGACCUGGAACGGCGUUCAACAGGAUGAUGUCUGUGUGUGAUCACAUCCACAAUGUGGACUGUAAUAGGUACGGAAACUUUAUUCAGCAUGGACCGUCUUCUCCGUCGAAUCCGGAUGCGGAGGAGAUUGACGUCGAGAAUGUUUCGUAUGACCUGGACAUUCGAUUCAAUGGCAACGAUGACGAUGGGUAUGUGACAACUACGGCGAGACCACGCAUUCCGUUGCAGGUUCCGAAGCCAAUUUAUCAACGUCCGGCUUCCAGUGAGGUACGACCGGUGUACGCGGCACCUCCUAAUACUACCCCGAGAAUGAACCAAGCUAAUACGAGGUACAAUCCGCAAUACUACCAGCCAAACGUGACCCCAAAUGCUCGAGACUUGCACAGCGGAACCACAGCACUCCCACUCAGUGAAGCACUCAAACUGUUGCUCAAGCCGUACAUAGCGCCAAACAGUAACGUUACACUCAACAUGACCAAGGUUAACUCCAUGAUGAACCAACCUGGUCUGGAAGUGAUCGGACUGAAUCCGAACAAGACGUCUCCCUACAUCGCUUCUCCCUCGGACAUCAACCGUCAACUGAGCGGACAACAGCCCAUCUAUUAUGGUGCGCCAACGUAUCGACCUCCGGCACCCCAGGGUUUCCAACCGUCAACAUUCAACCGACAACAUGCUUCUCCUCCAUACACCCAGCAACAACAACAACCGCAGUACUUCCCAGUCUACAGACCAACCACGACCACGCGUCCAGCGAUUGCUGUACGACCUCGCUUCGACGAGGGAUCACCCCAGUGGCGUCCAAUGGCGACGCCACCUCGAACAACCACUCCAAAGGCGGAUCCCUGCAAGGACAUGUUCGUGUGCGGCAACGGCAAGUGUAUCGACCCGGUCAAGGUUUGCGACGGUAGAGAUGACUGCGGAGCUCGCCAGGACGAACGGAACUGUGACCAGGUCGGGUACGAGGUGCGUCUCUCCGGCAAGCAUCAAGGUCGCGUUGAGGUCAAGGCGUACGACAAGUGGGGUUAUGUGUGUGACGACAGCUUCAGCUUGGGUGCUGCGCACGUUCUGUGUCGGGAGUUGGGUUUCGCUGGAGGAGCGUUGGAGCUCAAGCCGAACUCGUUCUUCCCGCCGAAUGCAGCGUUGAUGAACAAUGGGAAUCCGGUGUUUAUCAUGGAUGAGGUGCGGUGUACGGGGAAUGAGAGUUCCCUGCAGGAGUGCGCCUUCUCUGGGUGGGGCGUGCACGAUUGUAACGCUGAAGAAGUUGUUGGAGUGGUGUGUAAGACGCCGGCGAUGACCUGCCCGAACGACUACUGGCUGUGCGAUACCUCGUCGGAGUGUGUCCCGGUAGGGUUCCUGUGUGACAAUGUGAUGGACUGUGCGGACGGGUCGGAUGAGAGUGCCGAACACUGUAACGCACCGCUGGAGAUGCGACUGGCGGAUGGACCAAGCCGAACGGAGGGCCGAGUUGAAGUUAAGUACCGCGGCGUUUGGGGUACGAUCUGUGACGAUGAGUUUGGUCUGCGGGAAGCUCGCGUCAUCUGCCGGCAGUUGGGACUUGGUAAUGGAACGGCGCAGGUGCGAAAGAACAAGUACAAGGUGGGAACGGGACAGAUUUGGUUGGACCAGGUGGUUUGCGGUGGAAACGAGACUUCGAUUGACGACUGUAUGCACUGGAGAUGGGGAGAACACAACUGUAGCCAUCAGGAGGAUGUGGGUGUAAGCUGUGGAACGCCUCCGCAGACUUCAGCUCAGCUGAGACUUGCAACCGGCAAGUCGUUUAAAUUUGACGGCGAGAGAUCGACCAAGAUCUAUCCGGAUAGCUGCGGCCAACUGCAGGUUGAUCCGAAAGCGGUCAAGCCGACAUACGGUGCCCGGGUGAUUCACGGUGGUGAAACUGUCUACGGACACCAUCCGUGGCAAGCGGCUUUGCGAGCGAAGCGAACUGGAAAGUCCGUCCACUGGUGCGGAGCGGUACUGAUCUCCAAGUAUCACAUCCUCACCGCUGCUCACUGCCUGAUUGGGUCCCAGGGAGCGUACAUGAUCCGGCUGGGAGAUUACAAUACGGAUGCGCUGGAACAGGCGGAAAUUGACAUCUUCAUCGAGGAUUGGUACAUCCACGAGGAGUUCAGGGUUGGGCACCACAUGAACAACGACAUUGCUGUUGUGCUGCUCAAGACACCGAUCCGCUUCAACAAUUACGUUCAACCGGUGUGUCUGCCAGCGAAAAACCAACCGUACCACGAAGGAGCAAACUGCAUGAUCUCCGGAUGGGGCUCAACGCAGUCUGGAUCUUCGAUUCACUCCCUGGAGCUGCGAGCGGCCAAGGUUCCGCUGCUGUCGGACGUGACCUGUACCCAGCCAGAGGUGUACGGUAAAAACAUUACCGCCGGUAUGUUCUGCGCCGGCAGUUUAGACGGUGGAGUCGACGCUUGCGAGGGUGACUCAGGUGGCCCACUGGUUUGCAAAAAUGACCGUGGCCACACCCUUUACGGUAUCAUUUCCUGGGGCUCCCAGUGCGGAUACGCCAACAAACCCGGCGUAUACGUCAAAGUGGAACAUUACCUGGACUGGAUCGAGGAGAAGCUGCUCCAAUCUUUGCACACGUACGGCGUGUGACCCAACACUGUACCUUAAGGAGCUGUAAACAGCAGUGAAACCAACAGAAUAUUUGUAACAUUUUUUAUUGUAUAAUAAAGCUAGUUUUCCAUAUUGUUAAA